This is a messenger RNA of Homarus americanus (American lobster), 2226 nucleotides long. RefSeq names its product protein lethal(2)essential for life-like. The record is from RefSeq and is a predicted model, not a curated record. The coding region runs from base 141 to 890 and encodes 249 amino acids. The transcript is spliced from 7 exons. Lineage: Eukaryota; Metazoa; Arthropoda; Malacostraca; Decapoda; Nephropidae.
CGCACACACACAGAGGGACGGACACGCACUUGGAGGCUCAUUAUAACGCAACCAGCCAGUCCGUUGUCAGACUCGGUUGUGGUAAGACGUACACCACCGCUGUUCCUCUCUCAACCCUCCUAUAAGACUCGAGUUUCAACAUGGCGACCAGCAAGACUUUGAGCCUCGUUAAGCGGGAGUCCUUCUUCGAUGACUCCUUUUUCACCGACGCCUGGGAGGACUUCGACACUGCAGUCCAGUCUAUCCUUGACAAGUUCGACAACACAGGACUCAAGGUGGACGUUGGGUCAAGGACACAAUGCCGCGACUUGUACAGCAAAAUUCGCUCCAGCAAGAUUGACGAGGAUCUGUAUGCUUCCCAGGCUCUUCAGAUCACAGAGAAGGACGGCAAGUUCCAGGCUGUGAUGGAUGUAAAGGACUUCAGCCCCAAUGACCUGCAGGUGCGAGUAGUGGAUGACCGCGUCGUGGUGGAGGGCAAAUACUUCAAGAAAUCUGAAGACGGGUCCUCCACGUCAUCAAAGUCUUUCUACAAGGAGUUCACUAUGCCCCAGACUGCGAACAUCGACGAGGUGGCCACAGCGCUCUCCAAGGAUGGCGUCCUCACCGUCAAGGCCCCCAAGAGGGAGGGUGAUGCUUCCAAGCCUGCUGGUGCCCUCUCCUCCUCAGUGCAGCAGCAAUCUUCCUCAGCAGUCCAGGAGUCGUCCUCCUCUGUCAGCUCUAGCUCAGUCAAGAAGGUCUCCAUGUCCUCUUCUUCCACCUUCUCGUCCUCCUCAAAGUCCAGCUUCUCCGCCAACAACAAGAGUUCUCUCGAUGACAUGUCCAAGGAUAUGAAAGAUCGUCUCGUCUUCUCCCACGAUAAUGUCAACCUCAAGCUCCCAGGAGGACAGUAAACAAUGACGACCCCAGAGAUUAGUGACCAUGAUGAUGAUGAUGAUGAUUAUGGUGUCCCGGAGAGAAAGGAUAAAGUCCUAAAGAGAAAAAUUAACUAUAUUUCUGAGAGAAAGAGAAACAAAAGACUGAGGAAAACUGGAAUAUGUAAAGACAAAGAGAGAGAAAGAGAGAGAGUAAGAAUCACAAGCUAAAGAUUCCCUUUUUUUAUUAUUUAAGAAUGAAAAUAUCAGUAUAUAGGAUAAACAAAAGGACUCACUGAACUAAAAAAAAGGAGAUAUCAAAACUAAUAUAUCAUUUAUGAUAACGUAAAAGGAUAUUUGUUUGCUCAAAAUGUUAUAACAGCUCACAUUGAAGACAUAUCGCAUAAUUAUAUUAAAAACUCUGUAAAGGAAGCAGUAUGGCCCACUUUAACAUAACAAAGGAACAAUAUUACAAUAGAGUUUUAGUUUGACUCCCUCCAAUAAUCGUAAAGACAACUGAAUGACAGAUGGUGUCACAAUAUACCCGACUUAUUAGGUUGAUAAUAAAUCAUCAAUUCAUGUUGAGAAAUUUACUGUUUUUUUUUACUUGAUAAGAUAAGGUGUAGCCUCUCCUGAGCGUUACUUUACAAUCAUCAGAACAGCUACUUAAGUACAGUAAUUCCUGCUUCAUAAUUGUGGUGAUGUGAUACGAGGUAACUGAUGGUUUAGGAAAGUAAUCUUCAUGCACAAUGUCCGUGAGUAACUUUUUAAAUGAGAUUUUUAUAUAUGUCGGUAGAUAAACCCUAGACACACGCACUCGUUUACUUAAGCUUUUAUGUAAUUUAUGAGGAUCAUUCUAACCUCGUGAAUCACCAGCAGGUGGGUCAACCAUCGUCUCAAUUCAUCUCUCGGCACUGCUCUUUGUUGCCUACGUUGCAUAUUGCUUAUUGUAAUUACCAGGUGUAACUACUGUGUCAUUUAAUUACCAGGUGUAAUUACUGUAAUUAGAACUGUCCCCUUAGAGUUAUGUUCCUACAGAACUCUCGUCGUUUAGGUUUUUCAGAGUCAUCAAGAUUACGAGUGGUUAAGUAAACAACUACAUUAUUGUUAACGUGACUGACCUACAAGGGAUGAAGAGUGAUAGUUACCUCAUAUGAACUAGCAUUACAACUCUCGUCUGUGGCAUGGUAACUGGAGUGUGUUCUUGCCCACACUCUGUAGUCUUGAGUGAACUCUGAGGACGACGACUCGCAUGUGCCUUUCCAUUGUUAUUGUCAAAGUAUAGUUGGGUAGUUUUGUACCUCUUGUGCAUCACCUUCAUUUCUCUGGAUUGUCCUGUGAUAUAUCAUUCAAAUAAAGGUUUUAAUGGAUUCAU